This is a messenger RNA of Cercocebus atys (sooty mangabey), 4676 nucleotides long. RefSeq names its product methylenetetrahydrofolate dehydrogenase (NADP+ dependent) 2-like (gene MTHFD2L). Bases 2540 to 3409 code for a protein of 289 amino acids. NCBI's taxonomy places the organism in Eukaryota, Metazoa, Chordata, Mammalia, Primates, Cercopithecidae. Gene Ontology annotation, cellular component: mitochondrion. The record is from RefSeq and is a predicted model, not a curated record. Gene Ontology annotation, molecular function: methenyltetrahydrofolate cyclohydrolase activity; methylenetetrahydrofolate dehydrogenase (NAD+) activity; methylenetetrahydrofolate dehydrogenase (NADP+) activity. The transcript is spliced from 10 exons. Gene Ontology annotation, biological process: tetrahydrofolate interconversion.
CAACAAGUCCCCAGGGACAGCUAAGCACUCCAGUGUCUAGGGGCUGUGGGAAACUGGAAAGAAGCAAUCCAGUGUAAAUAUGACUUCCAAGCUGGCUGUUGCUCUAUUGCUCUCUUGGCAGUUGCAUGCUUUCUAUAGCACUGUGUGAAGGGUGAAGCUUAUUCAUGAAGAGACCACUGCCUGAACAUACAGCAAAUGUAAGAAGGUUGUGCAGAUAGUCUGAAGGAGGACCAGCAGAGAGAAGAGAUUCCAUCUUCCAGAGGUUGCCACUGUCUGCCUCCCCACUUGUCCCCAUCCACAGUCAUCUUUUUUAUAUAUAUAGUGACACAUUAGUUGUCUAGUUCUUCAUAGUUAAUGUGAUUUAAGUCUGACAUCAUUUCUUUUGCCAUGAAAUUUACACCUUAGUGUUAUUCUCACUGAAAAUUGCCUUUAAGUUUGAUAAACUCUCAUCCCAGUGAUAUUGACUGUUUUAAAUUAACAGAUUUAUCACGAUUUCUGAGCUAUGUAGAGCCUUAAUUGAAAAAGUAUCUUUGAUUAUUUUUUCAUAUUUUGGCCACAUACCUAUAAUAAUGGAAUAUAUACAAUGCUUUUUAGUGGAGAAUUUUUUUAAGUAGAAUUUCAAUAAAUAAUGUUUAAUAGAGUUUGGAAGUUACCGUAUUUUGAAGUAUCAUUUAACAUUUUCCUCUCAAUGAGUUUUCCUUUAAAAUUUGCAAUGGAUUUGUUUUCCUGUUUAUGCAUGAGAAUUUAGGUCUUAUUAAUUGGGGGAAAUUAAUGUUAAAGUAGUAAAUAAGCCCUUCUUGUUGCAGCUUAUUGUUUCUUGAAAUGAAUUAACUAUCCAGGCAAAAGGUUAAAAAUGAAAAAAAAAGUCUUUGUAACUAAAUUCUUCCCAUUUUGUUGUGGUGUGUGAGCAGUUUACAAAUCAAAAUGUCCUUGGUUAAAAGUCAUCACCUGAGUUUGUGUGCAGUGCUUUUCAGUGUGAGAAGCCUGGUGGUAGCCCAUCCCAUUUGGGUGGGAAGGUUAUAGACCUUGCCAUGCUCAAAGCAGAUUUGUAGGUAUCCUGCAAUAUGGGCACUUUCACAAACCCCGCUUUGGCUUAUUCUACCUGAACUACUUAUUUUAAUUAACUAAAUGGAUAUCUCAAGCAUUCCAUGUUUAUCCUGUUGCUCAGUGAAUCCUCAGAUCGUUAAUUUGGUAGAUUCUCUUUUUUCUCCUCAUCCUAUUCUUUUAGCUUUAAAAAAAAACUGUGUACUGCCUACAGGUCUUUUGGAAGUUUCACCUUUCUCUUUGUCGCAUUGGCAUCGGCUUUAUAAUUUUUGCAGCUAGACCACAUUUUAAAAAAAUCUACAUUUUUGGACCUAGUAAAAGAUACUUAUUUGUGUUAUUUAAGUAUUCAUGUCUUUUACCAUGGGUAGUUAAGUUUAAUAAUUAAAAAAGACACAUUUUAUCAUUAACAAUGUUCAUUUUUUUUCAGACUCUUCCCUCUACUACUUACUCUGUAUUUCUGUCUCUUCUAAUGACUAGGAAAGGCCGUUUCUCAAAAUCAUCUUCUAUUUAGUUGGCAAAUUUGAUAAUGUGGUGGUGUUCCUAUCUUCCUGCUAUACCUGUUCUACUGAAAAUGAGAUAUAAUAGCCAUCUGGCUACAAUUUUGAUUUCUAAGAAAUUCUUAUGUCAUUUUAAAUUCAAAAACUAAAUAUUUCAACAUUUGGUCUCUCAUAAGUUUUAUUUUCUUUGUUCCAGCUGUUCAGAAAUAGUGUGUUCUAAUAUCUCCACAAUCAAGAUUUUUGACUAAAAUGGAUCAGUAGAUGAAAAAGAGGGACUAGUAGUAAUUUUAGAUCUCGUUAGUUAAUCAUGAUCUUACUAAUAAUUUGGCAAUUUCUUUAAUGACCCAAAUCUUUGUUGUUCAAAUGCCUUGAAGUUGUUAUUCUUUCAUAUUAGUACUCUGAUGGGAGGAUGAAAACAGCAGAAAGGAGCAACACCAGAUGAUCUUUCCAUGGGCCCAUACUCUUUCAAGGAAUCCCACGGAACUCAUGAAAUUACGCUUUGGCUUAGAGAUAAUUAAGUUGUGGAAGGAGGUUUAAGAGAGGAGCUUGGGUGAAAUUUGAGCUGUAAAUGAGUAUGCUAAAUUAAAGAAAUGAUUAGUAAUAAGUGAUAUUUGCUGUUAAGAAAUUCACUUGGGAUUUGAGAAGACAUUGUACAUGCAAGGUAGAAAAUUUUAUGGUCAGAAUAGAACACAAUCUGAACCUAAAUUAACAGUAGUGUUAAAGAAUUCAGGGCAGGGUGUUAUCCAAGAAGGCUUAGCCAGCUGCUCCACUUAAGGUUACAUCAUAAGUGGUUUCUGUGUUGCUAUUGUUUUUAUUAGCAUUUCAAUGACUGCAUCAUGUUAUAUUAAAUCAAUUGGCCCUAACUUACCUAACCAUCUUGCUGUUUUUUAAUGUCUAGUUCUUGGAAAAUAUGUAAUAAUUUACUCUCAGAUUGAGGUCAUGUUCUUGUCAACAUCAUACCAACCAGACAUGAAGCCAUUAUUAUAUCAGGAACUGAAAUGGCCAAGCGUAUCCGGAAAGAAAUACAGCGAGGUGUGGAAUCAUGGGUUUCCCUUGGAAACAGAAGACCUCACCUCAGUAUAAUUUUAGUGGGAGAUAACCCAGCAAGCCAUACAUACGUCAGGAAUAAGAUAAGAGCUGCUUCUGCUGUAGGUAUUUGCAGUGAGCUCAUUCUAAAACCGAAGGAUGUUUCUCAGGAAGAGCUUUUGGACAUAACUGAUCAAUUGAAUAUGGACCCAAGAGUCAGUGGUAUAUUAGUUCAGUUACCACUACCAGACCACGUUGAUGAGCGAACGAUAUGCAAUGGAAUUGCCCCAGAAAAAGAUGUAGAUGGAUUUCAUAUUAUCAAUAUUGGAAGAUUGUGCCUUGAUCAGCAUUCUCUCAUACCUGCCACUGCCAGUGCUGUUUGGGAAAUAAUAAAAAGAACAGGAAUUCAGACGUUUGGAAAAAAUGUGGUUGUGGCUGGAAGAUCCAAGAAUGUAGGGAUGCCCAUUGCCAUGCUUUUACACACUGAUGGAGAGCAUGAACGGCCAGGAGGUGAUGCAACUGUGACAAUAGCUCACAGAUACACCCCCAAAGAACAACUGAAGAUUCAUACGCAGCUGGCAGAUAUUAUCAUAGUUGCUGCAGGUAUUCCAAACUUGAUUACGUCUGAUAUGGUUAAAGAAGGUGCUGCUGUAAUUGAUGUGGGUAUCAACUACGUCCAUGAUCCACUGACAGGAAAGACAAAAUUAGUUGGAGAUGUGGACUUUGAAGCUGUUAAGAAGAAAGCUGGCUUUAUCACUCCAGUUCCAGGAGGUGUAGGACCCAUGACAGUGGCAAUGCUUCUGAAGAACACCCUUCUGGCAGCUAAACAAAUCAUUUACUAGAUCACAUGAAAGGAUGAAGCAAACUGAAGUCAUGCUAUUUGUUUAUUUGACAAAGGGUAAAACCUUUAUAUUUUACUACAAAGCUAUUUAUUUCUACAUGGUAUUUAUUUUUUCAUGGGUGAAAUCAUUGUGAAUCAAAUGAUUCACAUAAUUUUAUGCAUUUCCUGCUAAUUUAUUUUGAGUUUUAAGAAAACAACCAAAACAAUUCCAAUGAAAAUUUUAGUAGCGAUUGUUUAUUUUGAGGAUAUUUGUUCUUAACAUUAAAACAAUAAAGGGCUCAUAAUAAAUAAAUAUAUUUUUGACACAAUUAAAUAUUACAUAUAAUAUGUUUUCAACAAAUGUCCUGUCAGCCAAAUGGGUACCCAUAUAAAAUGUAAUUUAGGUUUUGCUAUUUGCAUGCUCACAUUUUCAGUAUAUUUUAUGAUCUAUGUCAUAUGCUGAAAAAGAGCUUGUUUACUGCAAGAAAAAUGGAAUAUUGAAAAUGAAAUCUUGAUCUCAACUAUCCCCCAAAUGCAUCCUAUAAGUCCAUCCUAAUGAGAAAUGAUGUUCUAUUUAAGGAAAGGAAAAUAUUCCAGGAAGGCAAAAAAUGCAAUGCUAUUUGGAAGGGUAAUGAUUUUAUCACAUUGUGAGUGACUACUAAGAAUAAUGAUUAUAUCACAUUGUGAAUGACUACUUGCCACAGUAAAAAUACAUGAAGAAUGUCUUAGGCUUAAAUGUUGUUUCUUUCUUCUUCUAAAAAAUAUUUGGAUAGUACCUUCACUGAGAAAUAAUGGAAAAAUCAAAAAAUAAGUAAACAGACAAAACUAAAGUUGUAUUUUCCCACAAAUAUCGUAUGAAUUAGGUCAUAUUAAAGAACAGCAGCUGUUAAUGUUUGUUCACAAAUUCAGAAAUCUAAUAGGAAAACAUGAUACUUUCAAUGUGCCAAAACUAAACCUUAGUAUACAACUAAAAAUCUCCUGCCUUCUUGCCUACAUGUCUUCCCUCUUCUGUUACAACAUUUGUUCCUCAAAGUAGACACAACGUUUCUAACACAAUUUAAAUUAGGAAAUAUAUAUGAAUGUCAUUGAAGUCUAUUUUGAGACUGCUAAAGCUGUUUAAUUGAUACUAUGUUUUCAUGCCCAAAUCCCAGUAUGUUUAUGUACCAAUAAUGACUCUUACCCAGCGCAUGUCUUUAUCAGUGUGUACUCAUGACUAUUUGUGUGAAAAUAGACUAGAUGUUUAUAAUUAAUACCAUUGCAACUGUAUAAUAAAAGCAAUUUGAAGAAAA